This is a messenger RNA of Prunus avium (sweet cherry), 2772 nucleotides long. NCBI's taxonomy places the organism in Eukaryota, Viridiplantae, Streptophyta, Magnoliopsida, Rosales, Rosaceae. The record is from RefSeq and is a predicted model, not a curated record.
AUGGAAAGGGAUCGAGUUCCUGGAUCUUGCAACUCACCACCUUAUUUUGACGGAAAUAACUAUGCUGCAUGGAGAGAAAAAUUUGAGAUAUUUCUUGAUGCUCUUGAUGAGUAUGCAAGUGUGUAUCUCACAAAAGAGUGGAUUGCUCCAGUCAAGACUGUUGAGGGUGAAGUUGUGCCCAAGCCUAGGUCUGAAUGGACUGAAGCAGAGGUGUUUGCUGCAUAUGCAAACAAGAAGGCCAGAAAUAGUGAAGUUGUGCCCAAUCCUAGGUCUGAAUGGACUGAAGCAGAGGUGUUUGAAGCAUAUGCAAACAAGAAGGCCAGAAAUGCCUUAGUUACAGCUUUGUCUAGCACACAGUUUGCACAUAUACAACACAUCCCAAAUGCUAAAAAGGCUUGGGAUAAACUAAGGGUGGUUCAUGAAGGGGAUGACCAAGUUAGAACCUUAAAACUUCAGAUGGUGCUUGCACAAUUUGAAGAACUUAGGAUGUCUGAAACUGAGUCUAUUUCUGAGUUCUAUGGGAGAAUGGAAAUGAUCACAAAUGAAGCCAUGAGUCUUGGUCAACCUAUUCAAGAGCUUCUUGUUGUUCAGAAAAUUCUUCGUGUUCUACCAUCUAGAUUUAGAGCAAAGAAAACCGCAAUCAUGGAGGUCCAAAACUUAAAUGAAAUUAAGCUUGGCAAGCUUGUAGGAAAAUUAAAAACCUAUGAGAUGGAGUUGAAUAUGGAAGAAAAUGACACUAAAAAAUCAAAAAGUGUUGCACUUCAAGGAGUGCAUGUUUCUUCUCUGAAAGGUGGUGAAAAAUCCUCAGAUUUUGAGGAUGAAAUGGCCUUGUUUGUCAAAAAAUUUAGGAGAAUUCUUAAGGAUAAGGGAAAGUUUGCUAGAGAGGGUAGCUCUGGUAGUGAGAGACAGUUUAGACCAUCAACUGAUCGGUCUAAUGAGAGGAACAAGGAUGUCAAACCUUUUACUAAAGACUUUAGAAAAUCUGUCAAGUGCUUCACAUGUGGAGGCAUUGGUCACUAUGCUGCUGACUACCAACAGGUUGCCUUCAUUGCCUCUGUGCAGCCUGUGUAUGAUGAUUCUGAUUUUGAGUCUGAUGACCUGUCAUACGAGUCAUUAGGAAGAAAAUAUGAUUGCUUGUUCAAAGAGACUUUUUCCUUGAAAGAAGAGAGUCUUAAACUUGAGGCCAAUAACCAAGAACUUCAUCAUGACCUUCUCAUCUUAAAAGAAACCAAAAAGGAGUUGAGUGACAAAUUUGAGUCUCUAGAAAAAGAAAUUGCUGCACUUGUGUCAAUUAGGAGUAAUCUUGAAAAUCAAGUUAAUGUGCUCAAGGAGAGUAACAUUGGGUUCCUGAACUCAAACAAACAGCUCCUAGGUGAAUUGAAUGAAGCAAAAAGUAAGAUUAUAUCUAUGACCAUUGGUGCCACAAAAAUUGACAAAAUGUUGAAUAUGGGAAAACUUCAUGGGGACAAAGGUGGUCUUGGAUUUAAUCUUUUUGAUUCUAAGUCUUCCAGCUCUACCAUUAAGUUUGUCAAGUCAAAAACUCCAGCCAUUGCACCUCUUGAUGUUCAGCAGGUAGUCAAAAAACCUAAGUUUGUUCCAACUUGUCAUAGGUGUGGGUUGACUGGUCAUAUUAGACCAGUCUGUCAUAUGUACAAAAAGGAUAAGACCAGAAAAUUGUCUUCAAAAUCUAAAAGGAAUCUCAGAUCUUUGCAAGAUCAGGUUGAUCAUUUGCUAAAUGAAGUCACUAAGAUUGCCAAACUUGUCUCCCUUAAAAUAAGUUCACCUAUUGUUCCUAGGUCUACUUGGAUUACAAAAAGUCAUGCCAAAUGUCUUGUUGUGCUAAAUGCUUUUGCUGCUUCAAACAUCAAUUCUUGGUACUUUGAUAGUGGCUGUUCCAAACACAUGUCUGGUGAUAGGAGUGUUUUCUCUUCUCUCAGUCCUUUUGAUGGAGGCACUGUGACUUUUGGUGGAGGUCACAAGUCUCAAGUUGUGGGGAAAGGUACUGUUUGUAUCCCUGGUUUACCCGAGCUUAAGAAUGUUAGAUUUGUUGAGGGUCUCACAUCCAAUCUCAUUAGUGUAAGUCAGCUGUGUGAUGAUGGAAUAGUAGAAGUUAGAUACUCCAAGCAUGGCUGCAAAAUCAUUGGAAAAGGUGGCAAUGAGAUUGUGAGUAUGUCAAGGUCUAGGGACAAUUGUUAUUGCAUUGAUGGAGUCAAUGAUGCAAAAGAAGUAGUUUGCAACAAGGUUGUGAAUGAAACAAGUGUCUUGUGGCAUCAAAGACUUGGUCAUGUGAACUUUAGAGACUUGCAUAAAUUGUCCAAGAGAGAGUUAGUGAGUGGUCUACCAAAGCUUGACAAAUCUGAUCAGCAUGUUUGUGAAGGAUGUCAAAUGGGAGAGGAUGCCGGUAGCCUCGCCCGCGACACCUCCAUUGCAGGCGUCGUCGUGUCCGUUGGUCUCUCACCUUCACUACGGGUCGGCCAUUCCAACGGCAGUGCAUACGCACCUUGGCCAAACCCACGGUGCUCAUCUGGCGUCAACCAGCUCAGUCAUCCCGGCCGAGCCCCUUGUUCAAGUGGCCCAAUAGAUAAGGCCACAGAACGAGGUGCUACAGGUCACGCGGCCGUAUGCAGCCCAGCAGGAGGCACCACCUCAAGGGAUCCGGUUCGAAGAUGUCCGGCGGAUGAUCGAAGACGGCCUAGCUCAGAGGCAGCCGGAUGCGCCAAGAAUUCAUGCUUUUUUCUGGGGAUGGGCAGACCUCCUCCAUUGAGCACAUAG